Austrofundulus limnaeus is the source of this 1050-nucleotide messenger RNA. Its product is annotated as vesicle transport protein GOT1B. Gene Ontology annotation, cellular component: membrane; endoplasmic reticulum. The transcript is spliced from 5 exons. The record is from RefSeq and is a predicted model, not a curated record. Bases 153 to 569 code for a protein of 138 amino acids. NCBI's taxonomy places the organism in Eukaryota, Metazoa, Chordata, Actinopteri, Cyprinodontiformes, Rivulidae. Gene Ontology annotation, biological process: endoplasmic reticulum to Golgi vesicle-mediated transport; retrograde transport, endosome to Golgi.
UGCUGACGUAACGAACCGCUAGCUUUGCCUCCGCCGGUGCCACGGCUGUCGUCGUAGCAUCACUAAACUUAAGCCUAUCAUCUUGUAUGGUAGAAAAUUUGAGCGUUUACGACCUUUGUGUGUGUUGCUAUAUUUUCUAGGAGCGAGUAAAAAUGAUUUCACUCACGGAUUCACAAAAAAUUGGGAUGGGGUUGACAGGGUUUGGUGUGUUUUUCCUCUUCUUUGGGAUGAUGCUAUUUUUUGAUAAAGCUCUGCUGGCCAUAGGAAAUGUCCUGUUCGUGUCCGGCCUGUCCUUCGUCAUUGGCCUGGAGCGCACCUUCAGGUUCUUCUUCCAGAGGCACAAAGCGAAAGCCACCGGCUUCUUCCUGGGAGGAGUCUUUGUGGUUUUGAUCGGCUGGCCGAUCGUUGGGGUUGUUCUGGAGAUCUAUGGUUUCUUUCUUUUAUUCAGGGGAUUCUUCCCUGUGGCAGUGGGAUUCAUCAGACGAGUACCUGUGCUCGGAUCGUUGCUCAGCUUACCAGGGAUCAGUACUCUGGUGGACAAAAUCGGUGAGAGCAACGCCAUGGUAUAACACAAGCUGCUAACACACAACAGGAAACUCCAGUUUAUCCUGGUUUCUAAGUGUGACUUUACAUUUUGAUCAUUUCCACCUCAGAGCAGUGGAUUUAAAUGUUUUAAUUUAAACAUCCAGAUGUGUUUGUGUAUCUGCUGCUGAAUAACAGCACAAAUGUUUUUUUUUAACUUGAUUUUAUUUAAGAACCAUUCCUUUGUGAUGAUUGUGGAAUGAAUAUUUGGGACCAAUGGAACGUCUCAGAGGUGUGUGGGGGGCAGUCGUGAACCUUUAAUAGAACCCAGUUCUCCAGACUUUGUGCCUGGGAACAUUUUUAUGUUCCUGUGUUAGACAUUUUGAACUUUGAAAGAAAGAAGACAGAGCUAAACUUUACAGAAAUUUGAACUGUUGUGAAGAAAAAAAAAUUGCAGACAUUUAUACUGUAACUUUUAUUGUAACUUUUGUAAGUUCAUACUUGCAUUAAAGUGUCUUUUUAUAAAUA